Messenger RNA from Periconia digitata, 1152 nucleotides. The record is from the annotation of a GenBank genome assembly. NCBI's taxonomy places the organism in Eukaryota, Fungi, Ascomycota, Dothideomycetes, Pleosporales, Periconiaceae.
UUUUCUCCAUCGCUCGACCCAUCACCCGAAAUUGCCAACAACAUGUCGCCAAUCGCUACCCAGCACAGCUACUCCAUCGCAACCAUAGGAGCCGACGGCAUCGGCCCUGAAGUCGUUGACGCGAGUGUGCAAGUCUUGAAAAAGCUUGUUGAACUAAAUGGUUCCUUCAAUCUUUCGUUUACGAACUUUGAUUGGAGUAGCGAUACUUAUAAGAAGACUGGAAAAUACAUUCCAGACGGAGGUCUAGACGAACUCAAGAAACACGAUGCGAUUCUUUUUGGUGCUGUCGGUGCGCCAGUACCCGACCACAUUUCUCUUUGGGGUCUACGUUUAGCCAUCUGUCAGCCUUUCCAACAGUACGCCAACGUGCGACCCACAAAGAUCUUCCGUGGAACAUCGCCGCCACUGCGCAAUGCGGAGCACGGCGACCUUGAUUGGGUUAUUGUUCGUGAAAACAGUGAGGGCGAGUACGCAGGUCAGGGCGGGCGUUCACACCAGGGACAGCCAUGGGAGGUAGCAACUGAAGUAGCCAUCUUCACAAGGCACAGUGUGGAGCGCCUUAUCCGCUUUGCCUUUGAAACUGCUCAAAAGAGGCCACGGAAACUACUCACAGUCGUCACUAAGAGUAAUGCGCAACGGAAUGGCAUGGUGCUCUGGGACGAAGUUGCUGUGCAGGUCGCGCAGGAUUUUCCAGAUGUCAAGUGGGACAAGAUGCUUGUUGACGCAAUGACUUGCCGCAUGGUACUCGAUCCGAAGUCAUUGGAUACCAUUGUAGCUACCAAUCUUCAUGCCGACAUACUCUCCGACCUCGCUGCAGCUCUUGCUGGUUCGAUAGGCAUCGCGCCCACCAGUAACCUUGACCCUACACGACAGAACCCCAGUAUGUUCGAGCCCAUUCAUGGCUCCGCAUUCGACAUCACUGGAAAGGGUGUUGCUAAUCCAGUCGCAACAUUCUGGACAGCUGCUGAGAUGUUGACUUGGGUAGGUGAGGAGGAAGCAGCUACAGUAUUGAUGGAUGCAGUUGAGGCAGUGACAGAACGGGGAAUUGCCACGCGAGAUCUUGGAGGAUCAGCUGGAACCAAAGAGGUCACUGAGGCUGUGUGUCAAGAACUUGAAAAGGUGUAUAAUGGCAAGUCUACUAAGCAGUCGUGA